AUGCGCACCCUCGGCGACUACAUUGCGGCAAAAAAAUCUGUGUAUUCGCCAACUUUUCCGCCUCCGGUUGCUACUACUAAACCUGGACUUGGCAUUCCACUCGCAAGUGCCGAUCAACUUUCUGCCCAAACUUUUAUGCAUCAUCCAUUUGCACUUCCACCCAAUGUAUACUCAGCUACAUCGCCUCCAAACACUUUUCUUCACUCGUCCUGUAUGACACCUCCAUCUUCUGCUUUUGUGCCAGAUAACAAGUCUCUAGCGAUCACUAUAAAUUCUAAUCAGUCAGAGGUUAUUUCUUCGACUCUGGGUACCUCCAUGAUAAGAAACUUAGGUCCUCAAUCUACCUUUUCCACCGGCGCAUUUACCGGAAAUUCGAGCCAUCAGACAUCAUUAUCAGUUUCUGCUACAAAUGGAACCACCAUUCAUCCUGUCAUCCUGCCACCUAUCACAUUGGCUUCUCUUGGUCCUCCACCUCUCGUAUCCUCUGGAGUCUAUUCUGGCUGGCCUCAACCAGCCUUUUGCCCUGGGGCAGACCAGAAAGCUUUUCCCGCUGGUCUUACUGAAUCACAAAAUUCUAUGAAGCAGCCCAAAAUUUCACAGCUACAACAGCCUACCCAACCUCUUCAGCUACAGCCAUCGCAGCAAAUAUCUUUGCCAUUGCCUUCUUUGUCACAGAAUACCAAUCAACAAGUGCAGCUGCAACACCAAUUUCCCAAGGCUUUGCCUCCUGCUCAGCCUCUUCAGCAUCAUGAGCAGCAAUUGCAGCUAAUGCAGCCUCCCGUUUAUUACCAUCAGUCCCCACAGCAGCCCUUACUGACCUGGCAA
Messenger RNA from Protopolystoma xenopodis, 825 nucleotides. NCBI's taxonomy places the organism in Eukaryota, Metazoa, Platyhelminthes, Monogenea, Polystomatidea, Polystomatidae. The record is from the annotation of a GenBank genome assembly.